Messenger RNA from Aspergillus oryzae RIB40, 1185 nucleotides. RefSeq names its product YchF/Obg family ATPase. Gene Ontology annotation, molecular function: GTP binding; ATP hydrolysis activity; ATP binding. Gene Ontology annotation, cellular component: cytoplasm. The record is from RefSeq and is a predicted model, not a curated record. Bases 1 to 1185 code for a protein of 394 amino acids. The transcript is spliced from 3 exons. NCBI's taxonomy places the organism in Eukaryota, Fungi, Ascomycota, Eurotiomycetes, Eurotiales, Aspergillaceae.
AUGCCUCCCAAGAAAGCUGUUGUACAAGAGAAGGUCCUUCUGGGCCGUCCAGGAAAUAACCUGAAGAGCGGUAUCGUUGGUCUGGCCAACGUCGGUAAAUCGACGCUCUUCCAAGCCAUCACCAAGUCCAACUUGGGUAACCCGGCCAACUUCCCCUAUGCCACCAUUGACCCCGAAGAGGCGCGUGUCAUCGUUCCCGAUGAUCGUUUCGACUGGUUGUGCGAGCAUUACAAGCCCAAGUCGCAGGUUCCUGCCAACUUGACGGUCUAUGAUAUCGCCGGUCUGACUCGUGGUGCCUCUACCGGUGCUGGUCUCGGUAACGCUUUCUUGUCCCACAUCCGUGCCGUCGAUGCUAUCUUCCAAGUUGUGCGCUGCUUCGAUGAUGCUGAGAUUAUUCACGUCGAGGGUGACGUCGACCCCGCUCGUGAUCUGGACAUCAUCAGCGAGGAACUCCGUGUCAAGGAUAUUGAGUUUGUUGAGAAAGCUCUGGAGGGCUUGACGAAGCAGACGAAGCGCGGUGGUCAGUCACUUGAGAUGAAGAAGCUGCGCGAGGAGGAAGCUACUGUUGCCAAGGUCCUCGAGCACCUGAAGUCCGGCAAGGAUGUCCGCAAGGCCGAUUGGGGCCCCAAAGAGGUUGAGGUCAUCAACCCCCUCCAGCUCCUCACUGCUAAGCCUGUUGUCUACCUAGUCAACCUUAGCGAGAAAGACUACAUCCGCCAGAAGAAUAAGCGCCUUCCCGAUGUUCUGGAAUGGGUGAAGAAAAACUCUCCUGGUGACCCUAUAAUUCCCUUCUCGGCCUGUUUCGAGGAGCGCCUUACCCGGUUCGAGACUGAAAAGGAGGCCAUCGAGGAGUGCAAGAACCUGAACACCAAGUCUGCCUUGCCCAAGGUGAUCACCACCAUGCGUACAUCUCUGAACCUGGCCAGUUUCUUCACCACUGGUGCCGAUGAAGUCCGCCAGUGGACCAUCCGCAAGGGUAUCAAGGCUCCUUCUGCUGCCGGUGUCAUUCACACCGACUUUGAGAAGACUUUUAUCCAGGCCAUUGUUUACAACUAUAGCACUCUGCGUGAGUACGGCGAUGAAGCCGCCGUCAAGGCCGCCGGUAAGGUCAUGACCAAGGGUAAGGACUACGUCGUUGAGGACGGUGAUAUCCUCCUGAUCAAAGCCGGUGCCGCCCGUGGCUAA